Stylonychia lemnae is the source of this 3159-nucleotide messenger RNA. The record is from the annotation of a GenBank genome assembly. Lineage: Eukaryota; Ciliophora; Spirotrichea; Sporadotrichida; Oxytrichidae.
AUGAAUAAAAAGGAAGCGCCAUAAAAGAAAUAGCCACCUUAGCCAGAGGGAAGGACUACUAGAACAGGUAAAUCUUUUGGCUAGUUACCCCCACCUCCUUCAAAAAAAGAGGAAGCACCACCCUAGAUUUAAUAACAAUAAAUUCUUCCUAAGAAAAGACUUAGAGAGGAGUCUAAGGAGGUAGCAAACGAAUAAAGUUCAAAAGAUAAGAAAUCAGAGAAAUAAAGCAUCAAAGAUAAAAAGCAGCCAGACCAAUAAAAUAAUGAAUCUAAAGGUAAACCUGAAAAAGCUAAAAAUGAUAAGGAUUCUAAAAAAGAAGAGAAAGAAAAACCAGCUUAAUCAGAGAAAUAAGCAUCAAAGUCUAAGACUCAAGUGAAAUCUGAAGAUACAACAUUUCCCGCUGAGUCUAAGCCUCAAAAGGAAAAAAGCACUGCAAAAGAGCAACAAAACUAAGAUAAAGAUCAAUAAGAGCCAAAAGUUACAAAAACUAAGCAGGUCAAAGAGGAAACUAACGCUACAUCAAAUAACGUAGCAAGUUUAGUUAAAACUGAAGAUCCUAUUCCAAGUAAACCAGCACCAAUUAGCAGUCUGGUUUAAGCAUUGCAGUUGAAUGAAAGUAUUAGCUAAGGAUUGAUUUACCCUCCUCCAAAAGUUAAUGAAGAAGUGUUAUUGAAACAAGAAUAGUAAAAGCAUCAAUAACUUCUUAAAUAGCAAUAGGAGUAGCAGCAAUUAUAGCAGCAAUUAUCAGUCCAUAAAUCAGAAGACUCUAUCUAAUAAGACUCUUCACAUUAGCCUACAAGCAACUAAGUUUAAUUUGUAAGCACAAAAUAAGAGCAAGGUGAAGAAGAUUCAUCUUCAGAAGAUGACGGUGACCAAGAUCCAGAUCGUAAAAAGCAAAAGCGUCGUUCAAAGAAUGACGUGCAAGGUCGUGAUCAUAAAUGUACCUUCUGUGAUAAAACCUAUCUUUCCUAUCCAGCUCUCUACACUCAUAUGAAGAAUAAGCAUGCCAAGGGUCCAGAUGGUUAGCCACUAAUAAAUAUAAAUUCUGGCAGAGGACGCGGCAGACCUAAGAAAAACGCUUAAGGUGUGAGAUUCUCUCAUGUUGAGCCUACUAGUGAUGAAUUCUUCAAGAGUAACGACAAGCAGGGUGGACCUAUUGACCCCACAAUUGGAUUCAAGGAGGUUUAUACUGAAAUUUACAUCAAAAGAGCUAAGCCCUAACUACAGCAGACACAUGGUGACGAAUCUUAAGCUAUGGGAGAAGGAGGAGUUGAUCAAACUGAGGAUAAGAAAUUUAAUGAAGAUGGAGAGGAGAUUCCCAAUGAUGAUGAAUAGGCUAUUGAGAAGAAUCCUGAUGGGCAGUAAGAUGCAGUUAUGAAAUCUGAAGAUAGAGAAAACUACUAAGAGGAGGAAAAAAAGAAUGAAGAUGCUGAAUAGAAUGAAGAAUUAAAAUAAAGUAAUGGGGAGGCUGUCGCAAAGGAUCAGAAUCAAGAAAAUUUAACUAGUAUUGCUCCUGUUGUUACUUAAUAACCUAAUCCUAAUGAAAAGGUAAAGAAGAAAAGAGGUAGAAAACCGAAAUCCUACUACAUCCAAUAGCAGUAGGAAUAAGAACGAUAAGCUUAGGAGUAAAUGGAAAAGCGUAAAGAGGAGGAAUAAGAAGCAGAAAAUGAGGAGGAAGUCAAGAAUAGACAGGAUGAAUACAAAACUCACCCAUUGUUCUGCAAACUCCAGCUUUAUGCCGAAGAACUCAAGGAGUAUAUUGAGGAGAAAAAGAAGCAACAACAGCAGAAGCAACUUGAACUCUAACUUUAAUAGCAGCAGUAAAAGGAAAAUCAGGUUAUUCCAAUGGAUAUCAAAGGAGGAAACAUAUUCCAGACUCAGAAAGUUCUGAACAAUAACUCGAACCUUAAGAACAUUUCAGCUCAUCAAACUCCACUCAAACCAAUUAUUCCUGUUCUCAUUAAAUAAGAAGCUGAUAAGAAAUAGUUUGAAGAUGCUAUAGAAGACAAUGAGGAGAUGAAAGAUGAAAAUGAAUCAAACAUCUAAAAGCCAAAUUCUAACUAAAAUUAGCAGAUUUCAGAAAUAAAUACUAGUACUAACAAUAACAACAAUCUAGGCUAGUCUAUAAAUGCAAAUAAGGAACAUGAUCACAAUCAUGAUGACCAUGAUCAUGAAGAAGAUGAUGAGAAAAUGCAAGAAAAGGAGGAGGAAUUGAAGAGGGAUGAGAGACUGAGAAAGUUCAUGAUGAUGAGCGAGGAGGAAAAAGAUCAACUAACCUGCGAUGAAGUCUUUUCACUCUAUCUUAGAGAUGUUUCAAAAUUAGUCAAUGAAGGCUACUAUAAAACUUGCUUGAGAUUCGUUUUACUUUAUAGAGAAUGCUUGAAUGAGCAAGGAUGGCUCAAGAGAAGAGAGCACUAUUAGAAGGCAGGCAUCUUAGACAAAGAUGAUAUUCUUAAUAAGCUAAGAAGCGAAGAGGAGAAAGAGGAAUUAGCCUAAAAACUUCGAGAAGAGGAAGAUGAUAGACUCAUGAAAGAAGAAGAGAAUUCUGAUGGAGAAAUCUUAUAAGCUUAAGGAAAUGAACAAAGUGAAGAAGAGGUUCCUUAAAUAGAGAUAUCGUAAGAAAAUUCUGAGAAUAUAGUUGCCUAAACAAAAAAGAAUAAAAAGUCCAAAUAAUAAAUACAAAACAGCAAUAAUAAUGAACAGUCUACUAUUGAUAAGCAAGGGGCAACAAAGGAUGAUCAAUUAACUGUUGACUAAUAGGCUAAAGUAGAUCAAGAAUAGAACACUGAGGAAAAAGAGGCAAAUGAUGAGGAUGAAGAUGCCAAGAUGGAAGAUGAAGAAGUAAAAGAAGAAGAUAAUGAAGAGGGUGUCAAAGACAAUGAUGAGUUAAGAGAUGAUGAGGAAAUGGAAGAGCUACUUUAGCAAUAAUAGUAACUAGAUGAGGAUGAGGAUAUUUAUAUCCCGCAAGCAGAGUAUACUGCAGUAUGCAAUGCAGAUUUCGCUCCUUUAAUUUGUAAUGACUUUGUUUCUGAGUUUUUGGAUAAGGAACAUGGCGCUUGCUAGAUUGAUAGAGCAGAAGCCAUAGAUCUAACCAGAAAUUUCUGUUACUGGGUUGCUCAGAAUGGAUUAACUUGUGCUCACAUCGCAUUAAAUACGUGA